Messenger RNA from Amphibalanus amphitrite, 1555 nucleotides. RefSeq lists its product as uncharacterized. NCBI's taxonomy places the organism in Eukaryota, Metazoa, Arthropoda, Thecostraca, Balanomorpha, Balanidae. The record is from RefSeq and is a predicted model, not a curated record. The transcript is spliced from 3 exons. The coding region runs from base 276 to 923 and encodes 215 amino acids.
AUGCACGCGAUGCGCAGCGCACGUGCACACGGGUAUUGGGUAGGUAAUUGCGGUGAUUACAAGAUACCUAUAAGAAACGGUAAUUGCAAGUAAUCUUGGGUAAUUGCAAGGUGAUUGCACGGGUAAUUAAUAUCUGUAAGAAUCUUGGGUAAUUAUACUUACACUAAUGGAUACCAAGUCUCCAUUCGUGUUAGUAUUUCUGCAUUUUUGAUUUCUGACACUGAAGUAGAAGGGACGAUCUCAGUAAGCUAGAUCGCUUCACUCGUUCGUAAAGGAUGGCAGAGAAGAAAACAAAGAAACGUAAGAAGCUGGCACCAAGCGAAGAUGUCGGCGAUGAUCCUCCGGUAAAGGCGGGUAAGACGUCGGACACAGGUGACGCCCAGACGCUGGCCGGCGCUGUGCCGAUCCCGGACAAUAUGCUCAAAAAGCAGAGCGACGCCCAGAAGGAAAAACAGAAAAAGAUCGCUGAAGCAAACAAGGCUCUGAAACGGGAAAAGCGCAAGAACAGGGUAAAAAAGAACAAGCCGCAAAAGACGCCCGAUCAGUCACCUGCUGCGGUUAAGAAGACCACGCCCGAGUAUGCGAUCAGCUACGUGACUCAGUGGAAGGAAGAUAAGUCCAACUGGAAGUUCCAAACGUUGGUGCAAUCAUGGAUCCUACAGAAUCUAUUGGACGACACCAAAAUCAGCAAGGCCGACUUCCCGCUGGUGCUCGAGUACGCGGUGUCGGUGCGCGGGGCCGCCCGCGGCCGGCUGGCCGACGAGAUGCGAGCUGUGGUAGAGGCGCGCGACCGGUGGCCGUCGCUGCGCGCAGAGGGACAGACGCGCGAACAGGCGCGCGAGGCCAUCGGCAGGGACAAGCCCACCAAACGGGCGUACCGGCGCGCGCGCAGUGUGCUCCAGAGCCUGGACGAUGACGAGUGAGGUGCCGGUGUGUGUUGGGGAGGGGGAGGGGGGAUGAUCGGCGAGUCUGGUCGGCGAGCAGUUGGAGAGUGAUUUGGGGUUUGAGCACGGGGAGAAUUGUGAGAAAGGGUUGCGGGUAUGAGAGUGGAGCUCCUUUUGAUGUUGGUUUUGAUGUGGGGGCUUCAGCGUCAAGACAAGGGGUCCGAUGCUGUCGUGACUUUAUUUGAAGUGCUGCCAUUGCUUGUCGCGCUUACUGUUAUUUGACAUGUGUUGUUGACGACUGUGUCUCGCUGGUCACCCAUUUCAUCUGAGCAGAGACGGAAGACCAUCAAUACGAUGAUUUCGGAUGAUUUUGUCAUAUCUUCGAUAGUUGUUGGCCUCGUGGCGGGCUGCCGCCGUGCGGGAUGAAAGGACUCCGUAUUUGGAGCGCGGCUCGCCAGUAAGUCAGCAGCGACUGCCGGCGCAGUCACAUUCUUACAAUGAGCGUUUCGUCAUCGGUGAUGUGGUCACAGCUUUGUUGCGCACAAUCUGCUGAUAGCCCAGCUCGAUACGGUGAUCCCUCGUCGACUGUCUUCCGGACAGUUAGGACGGCGGCCGACUGACGAGCUUUAUCGACUGUCGCGGCGACAAUAAACGACGGAUGUCUCCAGGAA